AUGCGGCCACUCAAAGAAGAAGAAUUCGCCAAAAUAGAAAAGAAGCUUAGACAGUACAUCGGCAACAACAUCAGCUCUUUUCUCAACCCGCUGAAUGAGCUGGUCUACCACCACCAGAAAAUAUACUACGUGCGAAAAGACCUCCUAAAAAAGGCCAGCAUCCUUCCCAAAGAUAACUUAGUGUGCAUUGGGACGUGCAUUGGGCGCUUUACAAAGGGAGAGAACUUCCGCCUCAAAAUAACGGGUCUGCACGUGCUGAUGAUGUACUCAACGUGCAAGAUAAAAGUUAAGCAGACUUCUGAAAUGAACAUUCUCUACGGAAACCACGUGCAGAGAGCGCAUCUGUGCGGAGUGGCUCCCGACCUAAAAAAGAAUGCAGGCGUUGUGUUGACCACAUCCUCCAGCAUUCCCCUGGGCUUUGGAGUUAUGACGAAGUCGGGAAGUGAAGUUGUUGCUGGAGACAGAACAGCUAUUGUAGUGGUGAGACAUGGCGAUACAGGCGAGUAUCUGAGAGACGAAAGUGCUCUUAUGUGA
This is a messenger RNA of Nematocida minor, 534 nucleotides long. Its product is annotated as 60S ribosome subunit biogenesis protein NIP7. Gene Ontology annotation, biological process: ribosome assembly. Gene Ontology annotation, cellular component: nucleus. The transcript has a single exon. NCBI's taxonomy places the organism in Eukaryota, Fungi, Microsporidia. Bases 1 to 534 code for a protein of 177 amino acids. The record is from RefSeq and is a predicted model, not a curated record. Gene Ontology annotation, molecular function: RNA binding.